This is a messenger RNA of Daldinia caldariorum, 2175 nucleotides long. RefSeq lists its product as uncharacterized. Gene Ontology annotation, molecular function: poly(A) binding. Gene Ontology annotation, cellular component: cytoplasm; nucleus. Lineage: Eukaryota; Fungi; Ascomycota; Sordariomycetes; Xylariales; Hypoxylaceae. Bases 333 to 1865 code for a protein of 510 amino acids. Gene Ontology annotation, biological process: regulation of mRNA stability. The record is from RefSeq and is a predicted model, not a curated record. The transcript has 2 exons.
UUUUUUUUUUUCCCUCCCCGACAUCAGCAUUGACAUUUGACUGGUAAUUCGACACGCACUUCUGUCGAUUUAUAGCGUUAUUGAUCACCUCAAGUGCAUGUCGAAAUAAUCGCAGACCUCGGCAACGAUCCUACUGAAUUGUGUUGUGGUGCUUUGCCACCGCUGUCGCCUCGCGAUUUACCUUCACGACGCGCAUAUUGCUUUCGUAUUCUUACCCUGCAAUAGCCUGCCUUCACCGACUGUUACCAUCUCACACUUUCUGAUAACCCACAUCGCAUCGGUCAUAGAAAUAAGAAUCGAAUUCAAUCAGAAUCAAUCAGAAUCAGCCCAAGAUGUCUAUCGAGGUGGCUAUGAAUACGCCGCUGGCCGAUGCGCUUAACCAGGCAAUCCAACCCAAACUGGUCGAAGUGGGCUGGGCAUCAGGUGGCGCCGACGACAGCGCGCUAUCUGAAUACAUCAUCUUGAUGCUUGUCAACGGAAAGACCCAGGAUCAGAUUGCUGCCGAAUUAGCUGGCGAUCUUCUCAGCCUUGGCCCCGACGACCCUGGCGCCCGAGACUUUGCGAAGUGGCUCUUUGAUCAGAUCGAGUCUUUGAACGCUCAGUUGAAUGGAGCUCCCGCCCAAUCGGAGAAUAAUGGUACUGGAGCUUCCCAAACCGUGCCGACCUCCGCCGAUCAAGACGCAGAUAUGGUUAUGAUGUCUCUUCAGGUCCCGGAGCUGAAUGCUCCCACAGGCCCUAGAUCUAUGAGAAAUCCCAACAUGCGAGGCAAUCGAGAAAAGAGGAUGCUUGGACAAAUGAGCAAGGCUAUGGAUCGUAGCCACGAUAACGUGUUGCACCGUGUUCGAGCAAAUGGUAACGAAAGGAUCAACGCCCAUCGAGCGCCUCCUACUGGUCCGAGGGGUGGCUUCGGACGCCCCAACAAUCGCGUGGCAAACAACCGCGCGGCUGGGUUCGCUGCUCAUCUGGGCCAAGUUGGUGGAGCCUUGCCUAGUAUGCAUGAUCCUAACGGGAUGCCUAAUCUCAACACCGAUAUGAACUGGAUGAUGCCCAGCGGUGGUACUCCGGAACAAUUAUUCCAGCUCAUUCAACAGCAAAACCAUAUGAUGGGACAGAUGUAUCAACAGCUCACUCAACAAACCCAGUCCAACGGGCGAGCUAACGGAAGGUCUCUUUUCGACCGAGUGCAAAAUCCUCGAGGCGGUAGGCGAGGAGGCCAUACCAACGGUCCCAAAUUCCACCAGGGAGAUGACGCCAAUGCUAAUAUGACUGGUGCCGACAACGAAGACGUUGAGAUGACGCAGGCUAGGCGUGAACUACCCAAUCCCGAGACGACGAUAUGUAAGUUUAACUUGGCAUGUACGAACAAGGAUUGCAAAUUCGCCCAUCAGUCUCCGGCAGCACCGCCGAAUACCACGGUCGACGUUAACGAUGUCUGUUCGUACGGGGCGGCGUGUAAGAACCGGAAAUGCGUGGGCCGCCAUCCUUCACCGGCAACCAGGCGCGCGCAUCAGAACGAGCAAGAGUGCAAGUUCUACCCCAAUUGCACCAACCCGAACUGUCCUUUCAAGCAUCCGGACAUGCCUCCUUGUCGAAACGGAGGCGAUUGCGCCGUGGAAGGAUGCAAGUUCACUCAUCUCCAGACCAUGUGCAAAUACAAGCCGUGCGCGAAUCGGUUUUGCCCAUACAAGCACGAGGAAGGCCAAAGGGGAACGUUCCAGGACAAGGUGUGGACUGCCGAUGGAUCGAAGGAGCACGUGAGCGAGAGGAAAUUUGUGGAUUCGAACGGCCCCGAGGAGCUUGUUGUGCCCGGCGGCGAGAAUGGAUCGGGAGAAGAGGCAGCGGCGACGACUGAUACGAUGAUGUGAAUUUUAGGGAAAGGCAGAGAGAGACGCUACGCGAUGGAUAAUAGAGUCUACGAUUUUAUACAGCGGAAGUGAAAAGGGCGAAGGAUUGGUUGGCAUUCUCGACGAGCAAAUGAGGGAUAAGGGUCGAAAGGGGAAAGAAAGGGGGAUGUGAUGAGGAGGGGGGAAUUCUCAAUUCUAGAAUUGCUAUUGAUACAAAGGCGUUAGGUUGGUGAUAGGAAAAGUCAAAAGGGACUUUUUUUUUUUAGCACAUUACAAUAUACCCGAAUGCAUUUUGUGACUUGAUGAAUAUAAAAAAAAGAUUUCCAAUUUA